Molecule: messenger RNA, 4908 nt
Organism: Anopheles funestus (African malaria mosquito)
Lineage: Eukaryota; Metazoa; Arthropoda; Insecta; Diptera; Culicidae
Gene: Herp
Product: serine-rich adhesin for platelets
Exons: 4
Coding region: 2201-3757 (518 amino acids)
Biological process (GO): endoplasmic reticulum unfolded protein response
Molecular function (GO): protein binding
Source: RefSeq, a predicted model, not a curated record
AAUAUUUGUAAUAAAUUUCCCAUUUUAUGAACUGUUCUUUUUAGCGAAACAUUAGUAUCGAUUUUCAAAAGAGCUGUAAACCCGUACCACAACACCACCACGGUACCAAAGGGACGACAGAAAACUCUCGCCUCAUUGCGCGGUGGCGCAGCCACAGUUAAUAAAAGGAUGAAUCAGACAGUUGUAUCGAUUGCAGUCGGACACGGUGUACACGUGACAAAUAGCUGGAAACAUACAACCCGAACGGCUUGCCUUUAAGCGCUGGUGAUGUUUACAUGCUUAAUUAAGCUGAUCAGUUCUAGAAGCACUGGCACUUGUACCAGGGAUUGCAUUUGAGUAUAGAAGGGAAAACACGGGUCGUCUUCAUACACCCACACAUAUAUGUAUGGCUCACAACAGCACAAACAAUGUGCAUUGGUUUGGCCACGUAUAAUGAAGGUACAACAAGAAACCAGUUGUACACACUCAGUGACGUGUGUUAAUUGCUUCGCCUGUCUAACGAGUCUGUACUGCUGAACGCAUAAAAUUUUCUAUCAUCUAAUACAGCAGAAUGUUGAAAUGUAGAUCGACGGAACUUUAUUGUUCUUACCCAAUACUGCUAAUGUUUGAUGGUAAGAUUUGUCUUGUAUUAUUGCAUCAUUCUUCUCGUAUAUAAUGUGCCUUGUUUCCUAAGGCAGCAAAUGUUAUUGAUUUAUUAGACCUUCCGUUCACAAUUGCUUAUUGUUGCAGUAUUGGUAGAAUUAGCUCCAAUUUCUAAAACAUCCAGGCACAGCUGACGGAAGGACACGUCAUUGUUUUGCAAAUCAAUCAUUACAAUCACAACCAAAUGCUGUUCUUCUGGGAUGGAAUGGUCCCUUUAUUUAUGCUGAAGCUGUAGUAAUAAAUUUGAUUUGAAACAUAAGCAAUUAAAAUAUAAAUCACCCUUGUGUGUAUGUGACAGUAAAUUAUAGCAAAAACCACAAUUAUUUCUGCUUUGUUAAUAUUUUCAAAUACAACCAAUAAUUAAAUGUUUUUCAGCCACAGUUUACCGUAUUUUUUCGGAAUAUUUUUCAAUUUACAGAUUAAAAAAAGAAUUAUAUACUUAAAAAAAUCCGUAACUCAACUUCUGUAAUAUUCGUGCAAUUUGUUAAAUCAUUGUAUUGGUAAACAAACAUCUUUUUAUAUUUUCAUCUACGUGCAAAAUCGGUAGUACGUACUGUGGAAAUUCCCAUGGUGGUUUCUGUAAGACGGUUGAUACUUAAACCGAUAAGACUUGAGAUAGUUGCUAAUCUCUGCUCGCUUUCACUGUGUGUAAUGUUUCAAACAAAAUCCAGAUUCUACAUUAGGGUCCCUUCAUGAAUACACGGAUUUGUUUGUGUUUUUAGAAGUAUGAUGCUUGAGAGCUUUGAUUAAAAUUGAUCAUUAUUAACAACCUGAAUGAUAAUUAACGAUUGGUGUUUUCUUUAUUGACAUCCUUCUUAGUCAAUAAGAAACAAUGUUAUGUUGACUACGGUAUCUUUGUAAGAAGUAGGUACGAACCUACUUAUAAAUUCGUUUAAACAAUUGCUAAAAAAGUGUCUUAUUUCUAGGCGGUGGUGCUGUAUAUUUAAAAUGGAAUGAAGAGGAACGGAUUUCAUCAGGCAUAUUUUUCGAGAAAUUAACGCUCAACUUCCACCACAGAAGUCUGCUAAAUCACGUCACUUGCUGUACAAGUAUAGGACACAGUAUAUACGUGUCCCUUUCCAGUUGGAUAAUGAUAAGAGUUUGUGAAUGUGUACAAAAAGUGGCGAAGUGGGUUGUGUGAAAUCGUAAAACCCCAACUGUUGUCAGUAGUGGGACAGCAGCCUUAAAAAUAAUGCCGUUUUCAUCAUAUGAUAACGACGGGCCGUGGAAUCGUGAACACUGUGGUUUGAAAGAUGGUUUGAAAAAUUACCUUUGAACAUUGUUUGUGGGAUAGGUUGAACAGUGAGAUUUAAAUGAUACUUCGAAUAGGACGUACCAGUGUACAAGAGUUCAAGAGUAACUGACGAGUACUGAUGAACAGAAACUCAUCUACUCUGGCCAGCUGCUCAGCGACAGUGUAGUCCUGAAGGACGUUCUUCGCCAAUACGAUGGUCAGCAGGCACACACGGUGCAUUUAGUGUUUACGCCAAAGAACAGCUAUUACGGUGGAGGCGGCAGCAGUAGUAGCAGUGGUAGCAAAUCGAAUGCCAACAGUAAGAUGGUUUCGAAUGCAAGUACAUCCUCUGCCGGGACGAGUAGCAGUAGUAGCAGCAACGGUGCUAGCAACAAUCGCAAUUCCAGUACCUCUGUCGGCUCUAGCGCAUCCUCCACCUACGAAGGAAGUUCACGUGAAGGUGUGAACAAUAGUGAAGAAUCUAACGGCGAUGGUCUGCGUCAACGUUCCGCUACGCAGGCUAGAUCCACGGUGAGAACAAGCCCAAGACCGUCGCAAUUCGUAGAACAAACGGCCGCUCUUCAAAAUUUCAUGCAACAUACGUACAUGCAGUACCUAAAUCAAUACAUUAAUCUAAUCAACGAGCAACAAACAAAUGCGAAUGCUUUAUAUUCUGGUUCGGGUUUGCCUGGAGCUAAUGGAAGUGCUGAAACAGCACCUACAACCCUCAAUCCCCUAUCGGGAAACCAACCAUUUCCAGCCGUUCCAUUCGUGCCGAUCGUACAAUCAACAGCAAUGGCUGGAGGUUUCCCUAAUUUUGCCUAUUACCCCUGCAUGACACCGGCCCCGUACGCCAGUGGGUUUCCUUCUACCAGCAACAUUCCAACUGCUUCGUCUGAUGCAAGCGAUGCUGGCAGUGUCACAGGCGUACUGCCAGGAGUACCAUCCGGUGCAAAUCCUUUCCUAUCAUCUUCCACGCAUCCUAGCACCGGUAUGGCAUCGACAUCCGGUCAGCAAAUUCCCUCACCACAAAUCCCUGGUAUAGUAAACCCACCAUCCAGUUCCUCGUUAGCCGCUGGUGAUGCGACAACUCCGGCAACAUCGGCAAAUGGUGCCGAAGCGACUGCUGCAGCACCUGCGGAACAAGCUGCUCCACAGGAUGCAGCCCCAGCAGCAGCUGCACCCGCUCGGGCACGUCGGUUUCCAAACAUCGUAGUCGAGGAGCAGGAAAACAACGAUUGGCUGGAUGUUUUCUUCAGCAUGUGCCGCGUUGGAAUUUUGAUUACGGUCAUUUAUCUUUACUCGUCUCCGAUGCGAUGCCUGACGGUACUUUUCAUUGGUGUGAUGUUGUAUCUGAAAAAACAUCUAGACCGUGUCUAUCAGGCGAUUGACCGACGUAUACCUCGGUUGCAACCAGCGCAAGAUGCUAAUGGUGUUGCUCAACGGGAACAACAACCAGUGGUGGCUCAACCAAACAAUAAUGUACCUGAGCACAAUCCAGAACAGCAGCUACCGAAUGAAGCGAACGUUAGCGCCGCUGGUGUGGAUAAUGUUGCAAAAACGAACAGCAGCGAAACGGAAAGCGCUACGUCUGGAACCUCUGACCAGCAAGGAAGUGUUAGCGAUGAUUCUACCAGCAACAGAACGGUUGUGCCACGUCCACGAACUAGCUCUGCCGGUCGAAGUACAGAGCAAACUCCAAAUAUAGCUGAAGAGGAGCAACAGAUCGAACGGACGACUAGCGAAGGUGAACCGGCGGCUACCGCUGAACAACCUGCUGCUGAAGGUCAGCGGAUGACAUUCAACGAUAUGACUUCGUUCCUCGGCACGCUGGUGAUAACAUUCUUCACUUCCAUAAUCCCCGAUACGCCUGCAGCGUAAGUCUUGCGCAAGAUGGCAUAACACGGUAAGAUUAGGUGCUGUGUUGAUGUGUGUUACUGCUUUUUAAAUUUCUUCUUUGGAGGGAGAGAAAGUGUGAACAGUUCCGUUUUCCGUUCAUUACUGUGUCACAGUCCAGCUGAAGCGUUAACAUAACCGAAAUGCAGAAGCUUUGUACAGUUAGAUUUACAUAUGCGGAGGGAUAUUUGGGUAACAACACACUUUAGCGAACACAUUUUCGCUAAACAUAAAAUGUGCGCUUGCAGCUGAUGCGUACCGAUGGGGGCAUUUUUCUAAACCACUGGAGGAAAAAGGGAAAGGGCGUGGGAUAAAGAACGUGGCGAUAUGGUGUAAAUUGCAGGAGAGCUAACGACCACUAGAAAGAUGGUAGUCGUUGUUUAUUGUACGAUUCUGUUUUGUUUAAUUUUUAAAUUUCACUCAUGAUAUAUUAUUUAAUAAUCUGUGUUAUUAACGGCCAUGCAUGUGUGUGCACGAUGUAUAGAAUCAAUCACAUGAAAGGAAAGUUCGUUAUUUAGAUCUUACACACUAGCAGGACCUUUAAUUGUGGAAGCACAGAACAUCGUAGUACGUGUACGGAAAAAAAAGUUGUUGUGUGUGGUGCUAUUUAGGUAAUCGUGUUGGAAUUUUAAAUCACGCAAAAAAAAUGCUUCAAAAUUUACCCCACCCAUUUGCGUUAGCCUUUCGUUUAUUGCUGCUUCCCGCUGGGAGGGAAUGAUUAUCAAUCGUAUUAUAAUAUCGGAUGCGAAUAAAAACGAUAACAAAUAUAAAGAAAAAAUGAGCAACAAUAUUUAGAUUUAGCCAACAAAGUAGAUGAAUGUGGAUGGUAGAUUUUACACGUUUGGCAUAAACGCAUACUAACGACCCGAAGGAAUAAUAAUAAAUGGAUUUAGACCCUGUUACACAAAAAAAAGCAAGCUUUAAGCUAGGUGGACAGAUUUCGUUCGUUAGCACGAACUAACCAAAAAAAACUAUUAGCAGAAAAACACAAACAAACAAAAACAAUAAAUGAUAUGUGUAAUAAGUUAAUAAAUUUUGUUGUCGAUCCUUAAAAUAUUUCUUAAUUUUUACGUCUUGUUAAAUCAUUGUGAUUGAUGUAUUAAUAAUGAAAAUAAAAAAAAUCAAAUACAAAAGUA